This is a messenger RNA of Exophiala aquamarina CBS 119918, 1497 nucleotides long. RefSeq lists its product as uncharacterized. The coding region runs from base 1 to 1497 and encodes 498 amino acids. The record is from RefSeq and is a predicted model, not a curated record. Lineage: Eukaryota; Fungi; Ascomycota; Eurotiomycetes; Chaetothyriales; Herpotrichiellaceae. The transcript has 2 exons.
AUGGCUCAAGUGGAACGUUCUUGCAAUAGGAAACCUACUCCUCAACCAGACCGAUAUGUGAAGGUUGAGAAAGAUGCAGCUUGCGCGGUCUGCCGCCGACCAGGAUGCCGGCUUCAGUCCCACCAGACCUACCUGACUCACCGCCGUCGCGCAACAAAAGAGCUCGUCAACAGUCCUAUAGGAAAGCAGCAGAGUGCCAAAGACCGCGUCCCAGAAACGGCAUACGCUUCAUCCUAUGCUUUCACGCGAGAUGCAUCCCCAUCGACUACACCCAGUCCACAUGGCAUAGGCUCAGGACGACUCAAUGGAUUUUCGGACCUUCCUGUACCCGGUGGACAUCGAACAGACCUCCACCAUGCGGUCUACAGUGUUCUGAACUUCAAGAUUGGCGCAGCCACGGCAUUUCCCUUGCCCUCCGGAUUGGCGGUCAAUGAUAUAGGAGGUGCAAUGAUCAUACCAGUCAUGACAGACACUUCAUUAUGUCUAAGCGUGAUAGCUGCAUGGCAGGCGGUUCAAUGCCUUGCUGGCCAGCUGUCUUCUGAUACGCCUUACUUGUCAUACGAAGCGAAAGCCCUACAGUCUCUGCGCAAUCAGCUAGUCAAGCAAGGCAAUGCUGGAAUAUCUGACGAAGCGAUCAUGGCCGCGGCGCUGUUAUGGGCGACUUCCACCCUUUUUGCUCAACCAGAACCUCUGCAGCGGCACGCGAAUGGAGUCAAGGCAAUGGUCACGGUCCGGGGAGGCUUAGACACCCUGGGCCACGCCGGGGCAAUCAAACAGUUAAUACUCUGGGCUGAUUUCCUUACCGCCCAAUUUCUUGCAGAUGACGUGCGCUUUCGGGACAUUGGUGCAAUUGAUGUACUUCCUCCGGCACUAUCCCGACUCCACAAAUCAAUAUCAAUCCCCAAACCAUUCAACCAGCUCCGCCCCGAAACCGUGAAAGCUGCAGCCGAUCUUCGCCUGCUCCUGGUUUCCCACGAUCGUGCUCUGAAAACGGGACGCAUAUCGAUUCCUGAAUACAAGGCAUUGAUGAGUCUUCUCAACCAGAGUACUGUCGAUCGACUUGGCCUCGCAAAAGAAUACCAAGGGCAGUACCCCAUUGACGAAUGCGUCAUUACAGCCAUGAACCUGCUGCGACUGACGGUUUUGUUCCAUGCAGCACCUCUUUACUCCAUCGUGGUCUCAGUCAUCGAACGACUCCGUGACUUAGUUUCUGAUGGCGGUCCGAGGCUCUGGACCAAUUUUCUAGACACCUUCAUCUGGGUCUGUUUUGUGGGCCUGGUGAACCAAUUUGAAACGCACAAUCGCUUCCAUUUCACCGACAUGAUCAGCAAGGCAUUGACCGUGAAGUACAAGUCUGAUUGGCCGGAUGACUGGCAGGCGGAAGUCCUCUUGAUGCUUCGAUCCUUCCUAUGGUCUGAAGCCGUUCUUACCGACCUAUAUUUUGACAUGUGCCAGAUGAUCGAGUCGCAUAUCAUCUCACCAGGCAGUACCAUCUGA